Messenger RNA from Platichthys flesus (European flounder), 4108 nucleotides. It is a transcript of the gene dipk1c, whose product is annotated as divergent protein kinase domain 1C. The record is from RefSeq and is a predicted model, not a curated record. The transcript is spliced from 11 exons. Lineage: Eukaryota; Metazoa; Chordata; Actinopteri; Pleuronectiformes; Pleuronectidae. Bases 1685 to 3166 code for a protein of 493 amino acids.
ACACACACACACACACACACACACACACACACACUAUCCCAGCCAGGCAAAUGUAGAGCGUCAGAGAGAGAGAGGGAGAGCGAGCGAGGCAGUGGGAGCGUGAGCAGGAAGCAGAGCAGAGCUGCCUGACAGUCCAGAAUCAGGGUUCACAGCAGCUGGAUCCUCACGAGCAUCUUCUGCAGACCUGCUGCUCCACAUGAGCAGGACCUGCAGACCACUGGAUCUCCUGCUGGUGAUUCAUACUUCUCAAAUCGGGAAGUGGAGUUUCGUGGACUUCAGAGCUUCAGUUCCUUCAGGAAGGUUUCAAGGAGUUAACGUCUGAUCUGGAACCAGAAGGAUCAGUGUGUGUUUUGGUCAAUUCUCCAGAGACGAGUGGAACAGAGUGUUUUCAGUCCUGGAGGUUUCACUUCAUCACUUUGAAAGAAACAUUGUGUGACUUCCUGUGAAGCGUGGAGUCGUCUGGAUGUGGUCGAUGACCUGGAGAUCUGCUGACUGGCUUCAUGAUGAUUCUACGUCAUCAGCUCAGGUGAAGGAGGCAGUUUGACCUGAAGGAUCUCAGAAUGUUUUAGAGUCAGAUACCAGCCACUCGUCAUCACUCCAGAGGAGCAGCAGACGAGGAGCUGAGGAGGAUGUUCAGAGAAGAUCUCCUUAGAGAGAUGCAAAGUGACUGGAGGAAUCUCUGCUGCACAUUUAGGAUCUUAUCUUCUUCAGCCUGUGGGACCAAACGUCAGGAUUGAUCUUCAGAGAAGCUCCUGGAGCCACUUAGCGGAGCUGGAAAGAGAGAGAGUCAGUCGUCUGCGUGUCGACUGAAACCUGCACAGACCCAACCAGUGAGGUCGACUGAAUAGAAGUGAAAAUCUACUGGGAGCCAUUGGGAAACAGCUGCAGUGGCUGUCGCCUCCUCACCUCCUCGCCUCCUCGCCUCCUCGCCUCCUCGCCUCCUCGCCAGCCACAUCCCCAUCACUGAGGAACAGAAGCUGAAGUGGAGGAGGCAGAGAAUCACCAUCUCGUCUCCUCUCUCCUUCAGGGUCACGUUCUGUCUCUGAGGACGGUUUGUUGCAGCCGGGCUCUGGGACGUCUGAUCUGUCCCACCUCGAGGACAUCGUCCACACUUCAGGACAGAACUCCUCCACCGACACCAACUAGGAGUUCUUCUCUGUUCUGACCUCCAGGAAACUGGAACUCAUCCAUUUCUGAUCAGAGGAGCUCGUUGAGAAGCAGAGAGGCUCCAUGCUGCAGGAUGUUAUAGAUCUGAGAUGUUUCCAGUUUGAAGAUCUCGACCCACCUGAUGUGUGAACCCUAACCCUAACCCUAUGUCAGAAUGGAAAACUAGACCUGCAACAGAGAGUUCUCCUGGAGGAGGAGCCGAGCUGGAGGUCAGAGCGCUGGACUGUCAGCUUCUGGAACGUGAGGCUCUGAUUGGAUGAUCACAGACUUUACUCUUCUUCUUCCUCAUGACUGAACGCACAUUUCUGGAUCUUGGAUUUCCACCUUAACUUCCUGCAGAGGAUCAUGGGAGAUAUAAAGACACAGGUGCUGACGACAUGAGCUCAGAAGUGGACUGGACCUUUUUCUGACUUCUCCUGAACUGGUUCUAUUUUUGAGCAGAGAGAUUUGGAAUCUAGAGUUCUGUUGCUUCUCUCUGCAGCUGGACCCUUUCCGACCGGGGAUCCAGACUCCCAGCAUGCUGCCUGGAGGAGGGGUGCCAGGUGGAGGGGGGCGGGCCGGGGGCAGGAUGGGCCUGCUCCGGUGGCUGGGCCUCCGGCUGUGGUCCCGCCGGGGGACCCUGGUGUUCGCCCUGCUCUGGUUCGGAUCCUGGUUGUUCCUGAACGGCCUGGUUCUGGUUCACAGAAGCAUCAUGUCCGACUACUGCACCGACGACAAGAGCAAGAGGAUCCUGCAGAGACUGUGUCUGGAGUUUGGGGACGGCUCGGUGACGGGGGACAUGUGUGAGGACCUGUGCGUCCUCGGCCUGGUCGAGUACAAGCGCUGCCUCUACUACGAGAACGGGAAGAAGGUGAUGGAGGCUCGAUGGAGAGGACAACCCAUCAUCCUGAAGUCCAAGCUGGAGAACUUCUCCUCGUACGAGCCUCUGGGGAUCCUGGACUACCAGGACACAGCCGAGGAGCUCUCGCCUCUCGAUGUGGUUUUCUACGCCACUCUGGAAGUACGCAACUCGCUGGGGCUGGCUGAGGAAGACGAGGAUGAGGAAGGAGGAGGAGGAGGAAGUAACAGCUCUCUGGCCAAACUGUGGGGGAAGAAGCUGAAGAACCAAGAGAAGAGCUUCUCCCGAGCAGAGCUGGCGUCCCUGUGGUCCCUGCUGCAGCAGGAGGAGUACACCUUCCUCAGAGUCCUGCAGGACCUCAGCGUCCACGUGGCGAAGGUCCUGGGCUCCUGUGGUCACUUCUACGCCGUGGAGUUCCUGUCUGCAGGACACGCCUGGGACCAGAACAUCUUCUCCCUGGAGGACGUGUCCGGGCUGCGGGGACAGGACCUCGGGGGGGCCCGCGGGAGGUGGACAGCCCGGGACAUGGUCCACCGCAUCGCGCUGAGCUUCCUGGACAUGGUCUGGCACUUUGACCACGACUUCACCCACAGACUGCACCUGUGUGACAUCAAGCCGGAGAACUUUGCCAUCAGGACGGACCUGACGGUGGUGGCGAUCGACGUGGACAUGGCGUUCUUCGAGCCGAAGAUGAGGGACAUCCUGGACCAGAACUGCAGCAGUGAUGAAGACUGCAACUUCUUCGACUGCUCGUCCAGAUGCGUCCAGAGGAGGUGCAGCCCCCAGCGCCGGAACAGCAACCUGCAGGUGAUUUGUGAGAAGAUCUUCCGACCCUGGUUUUCUCCGACUCUGCUCGGGGCCAAAGCAGGGCUCCCCCUGCAGGUGGAGCUGCAGCGAGCGGUGCAGGCGUGUUCGGAAACAGACGGAGGUGUGGAGGAAAAAGAAGAGGAUUCAGCAGGAGGAGGAGGAGCAGGAGGAGGAGGAGCAGGAGGAGGAGGAGCAGCAGGAGGAGGAGCAGCAGGAGGAGGAGCAGCAGGAGGCGGCAGAGACGUUCAUCAGCGUCUCCUCAACAUCCUGACCCGCCUCCUCCAUGAUGGAGGGGCUUCAGGUGAGCGAGGAGGAGCCCAGGAGGAGAAAGAUCAUGCUGCACUGAACUUCUGAGGAGAUGAAGGAAGGAGGAGAAACAGGUCUUCAUCAGGCCUGGACCUGGAGUCUUAUGUCCUGUGUCUUCUGGACUCUUCUCUGAGACUCUUGUUCUCAGGAAAGAAUCAGAAGCCAACGAGAUGGAGUCUCUAGAGAUGAGGACCAUCUGAGACCCAGUCUGAGGUUCAGGUCCAGAGGCUCUGGACCCGUCAGGAGAUCUCACUCAUGCUCUUGUGUCUGAACUGGAGGAACUUCCUGCUGCAGGUUCUGGAUGUUCUUAGACUUUGAGUCCAUCCAGGAGACAAACUCUGCAGAUCUCAUCUGUACACGAGGCCUGGACACUGGGACCUGACCAGUAACAUCUCCUGGAUCCUGGAUGUUUCCUUCAUGAAACCAGUUAGUCUCCAUGAGAUUCAAUCAACUCUCUCGUUUGAGGAGAAACUGAAAAACAUCUUUGUUCAUAGAAAGUGAAACGUUCUCCUCCAUGAUUUAACUUCACUGACGUCUUCUCUGAUCUUUACUCAUUGUUUAGUUGGUUUGUAUUAAUCUGAUGUUCUUGAAGGCAGGUAACUUAUUCUAAGACUUAUUUUAUUAAAAACAAUUUGCAUCCAGCUUCUGUAAAAGUUAUGAAGAUUCUUUGUCUCUAACAGAAUUUCAUCUCAUUAAAAACAACAUGUUGAUUUGAGUGACUGAACAUGAUCCUCCUCAUAAAGGGUGAAUAUGAAGCUACAGCCAGAGGUCGUUAGCUUAGCUGAGCAUAAAGACUGGAAACGGGGGGGGCAGUUAGCCUGCAUCAGAAGGGCAGUGACUGAACCAUUAGAUAUUAUUUUGAACCAGAGAUCAGUAAUGAGCUACUGUACUGAAUUGAUCAUGUUUGUAAAUAAACAGAGAGAAUCUUUGUGUGACAGACGAGGGGAUGAGAAUCUUUGUUUACAUCAAAAUAAUAAAAUCUAAAACGAU